Aspergillus candidus is the source of this 813-nucleotide messenger RNA. RefSeq names its product F-actin-capping protein subunit alpha. NCBI's taxonomy places the organism in Eukaryota, Fungi, Ascomycota, Eurotiomycetes, Eurotiales, Aspergillaceae. Gene Ontology annotation, biological process: actin cytoskeleton organization; barbed-end actin filament capping. The transcript has 7 exons. The record is from RefSeq and is a predicted model, not a curated record. The coding region runs from base 1 to 813 and encodes 270 amino acids. Gene Ontology annotation, cellular component: actin cortical patch; F-actin capping protein complex. Gene Ontology annotation, molecular function: actin filament binding.
AUGGAUCCCACCGUUGAGAUCGCAUCCUCGUUCAUCGAGGGUGCCCCGCCCGGCGAGCUCGGCGAUGUCGUUGCCGACAUCAAAGCCCUGACCGAAAGCGACGACAUCAUCCCCUCCCUGGCCCCCGCUUUCGAACGAUACAACCACAAACAGCUGACGACCGUCCGACUGCCCGGAGCGAGUCAGGAGGUCAUCGUGAGCGAAUUCAACCGAUUGGAAGACGGUCGGUACUUUGAUGUUGAGAGUCAGACGUCUUUUGAGGUGGACCAUGUUACGCAGGAAGCGACUGGAUCGCAGACGUACGGGCUGGAAUCGCAGAAUGCGGACUUGAUCAAAUCCCUCCUCAAAGCGAUGGGUAACCAUGCGCGCGAGCACUACCGGAGUUGCUCGUACGGGGUGUACCCAAUCGAGAACGACUCCGCCAUUGCCAUUGUCCUUGUCGCGAACCGCUACUCUCCGAACAACUUCUGGAACGGCCGUUUCCGCUCCGUCUACACCGUGCCCGUGUCCGAGCCGACGACCGUGACGGGUCAGAUCCAGGUGGACGUGCACUACUACGAGGACGGCAACGUAUCGCUCAACACGCACAAGCCGGUGCAUGCGUCCGUGCCGUCGCUGUCGGCGGAGGGCAUCAUGUCGCGGAUUGGGGCGGCGGAGCGCGAUUACCAGGAGCAGCUGAACCGGGCGUUUGUGCAGAUGGCGGAGGGGGCGUUCAAGGGACUGCGACGACAGCUGCCGGUUACGCGACAGAAGGUCGAGUGGGAGAAGGUUGGGGGGUACCGACUGGGACAGGAUAUUGCCGGGGGGCGGUGA